Molecule: messenger RNA, 3895 nt
Organism: Solenopsis invicta (red fire ant)
Lineage: Eukaryota; Metazoa; Arthropoda; Insecta; Hymenoptera; Formicidae
Exons: 16
Coding region: 54-3248 (1064 amino acids)
Biological process (GO): regulation of transcription by RNA polymerase II
Molecular function (GO): DNA-binding transcription factor activity; RNA polymerase II cis-regulatory region sequence-specific DNA binding
Source: RefSeq, a predicted model, not a curated record
GGCAGGAGACGGCCAAGGAUCGAUCUAAGGGCACAAGAACGAUCGAUGCGAAAAUGUCGCACGGCAAUUUGCUGCAGGGAUACAACUAUAAGACAACAAUUUCUCCACGGAAUGUGCUUUUCGACUUCCUAGGGGAAACUCAGUACGACGAUUCGCAGGUGCAAUUUCCUCGUCCCAUCCCGGAUGAAGUUAUCAGUAGAGAAAACGUACGACAUGUACAUGUUUGUUGUAAUUCCGUUAUUAAUCCCAUUAAAUAUGAAACUGAUGCGGCGGCCAAUAGCGUUUACGAGGUUUACGUGAAAGAGGACUCGGGUCCGGAAUUGAAGAACGGUGAUGUAGCGGGUAUUCCGGGAUCGGGAUCCGUCCCCAAUCAUCACUUGACCCAAGUAAACAAUUGCUACAAUAAUUUUAUCAAAGACGAGGGUGAUUUACUAUUGAGCGAAAUCACUUUCAAGGAGGAAUGUAUGGAUGAUACAGCUAUAGAAUCCGAAGUGAUCAAUAUCGGCAACGCCGUCACGAAGCUCGGCAAGGACGCGUUAAGGUACAAAAUUUUCGAGCAAAGCGUUAGCGCACCGGACAAGAAUGUGGUUGUAUAUUCACAUCCUGUUGUCGAAGCGCCUCCGUCCUCGACAACAACCCGGCUUAUCGAUAAGGAUGAUCCGCGAUCCAGACUGCAUUUUGUAAAAUAUCUAAAACGCGACGGAAAGACGCUCAAAAUUUGGGAAUGCGGCAUUUGUUCAAAAGAGUUUCGCCAUCAGUACACUCUGAUGAGACACUUGCCGACUCAUACCGACGAGAGAAACUUUAAAUGCGAGGCUUGCGGCAAGGCUUUCCGACAAUUGUCAACACUGAGCCAGCACAAAGCUAUACACAGCGAUGCCAGACCCUACGUGUGCGAAUUUUGCAAGAAAACAUUUAACAGGGUAUCUACAUUAAUCUCCCAUCGGAAAACGCACUCGGAACACAAGCCGCACAAGUGUCAUGUGUGCGGUAAAGGAUUUCAUCAAAAGGGUAAUUUGCGUAACCAUGUGUUUACGCACACGAACGAGCGGCCGUACAAGUGCGAGCUAUGCGGCAAGGGCUUCAAUCAGAUGUCGAAUUUGGUCUGUCACAAGGUGAAAGCGCACGCACACGUCGACAAGAUGCAAUAUUCAUGCGGAGUUUGCGGAAAGGAGUUUCCACGCAGAUUCGCUUUACGCUCGCACGAGGAGUACAAGCAUGGUAUUAAGUAUCGAAGCACGGGCAAUGUGCAAUCCACCACGAACGAGACCGGAAACGCCGGAAAAAGUAAGAACGUUAGAAUUAUUCAAUUGUCCAACGGCGAUCGGAAUCAAAUGAGUGAAAGCAGAGAGAAAGAUUAUUUUGGCUCGUCGGAUAUGGUGGACAGCAUCGUGAUAAACAAAAUUGAUACGAAAGCGAUGGAAAUGGCAUUGCUCCAGGGCCAGACUCCUUUCGCUCUUUACAAACCAGCGAAAGGUAUACCGAUACUCGUUAAAAUUUCGUCCACUGCGAAUAAUAAACAUUUGUCGCCCUUGACAAUUAUACAUCAUUUAUCACAGAUGCUUACACCCGCGACUGCCGAGGAUUUGCGAAUAGCGGGAAAAAUAACCGUGAAUUCUACCGAGGCUUCAGACGCAGAUGGUAAUAAAGCUGUUCAAGUGAAAGUACCAGUAGUUGCAACUGUGAUACAGAAUAUCGAACCCGAUGGCAGAUCCAGCUUCGUCAUUGAGCCUCCCGGCGCGGAACAGGAGCAAGAUGAUCUGGUGACAGCGCUGGACUCGCAGUUCUCGCCCACUGUGCUCAAUCGCAAUGAGCCGGACCGGCAAAAUGGCCCGAGCUCAACUACGUCGAUGGACGAGUGUAACGAGUUACUGGAACUGGCUGCGCAAGGUGGAAUACAGUUUGUUCGUGCCACAGAGGACGGUCGUUACGAGGUCAUGACGAACAGCGAAGCCCGCGACUUAAUGGCGCAGAAUUCCCACGACGUAACGAUUCUUGACGGCGAACAGGCGGACGCCAUCAAUCUCGUGAAUAUACGCAAUAACGGUGACGUCAUCAUCGGCGACAACGAUAAUCAGAUCAUGGUACUGGAAUCCGGCCAGAAGUCCAGCGGUAUGCCAAUGGACGGCAUUGAGAUCCUUGAGGAUAAAGACAUUAGAAUUCUCGACAGUAAAAGCCUCGACGAUCGUUUCGUGGAUGGCAUGGCAUUCCUUUCCCAGACUAAAAUCGAUGAUCUCUUGCUGGGCUCCAAAUCGCUGCCUAUCGAUGGAGAUGGCUCUCUCGCUAGCCAUGACGAUGAACUGUCGUAUCAUAACUUUUAUCAAUGGUUAUCGAUCCCAGCAAUGGCUGUGACAUCGAACCAGCAAGAUCUAACGAGCAUCUUGGGUCAUCCUUCGAACCUGACCAGCUCGCAAUCCUCGUUAUCGUCUCUGUUAAUGAAGAACCAUCCGCCAUUGUCGUUGUUGAGCGAGACAUUACCGUAUCUAAAGAGCAAUCAGAGCCUUUCGGAAGAUUUAAAUAUUCUCGGUGUGCCCCCCAUGGAAGAUCAUCAUUCGGUUCAGGAUUACGACCCGAAGAUGAAACUGUCCUCGGUCUUCGACGACGACUGCGAUACUGGUUUAAUAUCCUUCGGUCAAUCCGACAUGAAGAUGCUCGACUCCGGAAGUCAGUGUAUGAAGUCUUUCAGUGACAGAUUUUCUCUACCACCGCCGAAGAUGUAUCCCGGUCUAAAUGAAAUAAAGAUCUUAGGACCGAAGACUCAUGGUCACGAGUUGCUAACUCCGCACUAUCAAGAUAUUAGAUUCCUCAGUCCAUACGAGCAGUUCCUCAAGAACACUUCUAUGCAAAAUACAUGUGUACCUAAUAUUGCCGACACAUCCGAAGGAUGUAGAAAAGAGGUGAAAAUACUCGGUAAGAAGCUCGGAACUGGCAUCAUCACUACGACCGAGGAAGGUGAUAUCGUCAAAGUUAUCGAUGACAAACCUAAAUUCGAAAACACGAUGGACUUAUGCGACAAUGCUUUGCAGCAGUGUGCGACCGUGUCGCCGAGACGAUUGCAUCGGCAGCCGCAAAUGGAAAAUGAUGCGGACAACUUUUUGCUCCAAGCUGGCAGUCCCUGCUCGGAUUUUCUGAAUUUCGGUAAUCGCCUCUCCGGAAAAGAUCUGUCGCCCGACGGUCAUAUUGAUAGAAGUCAGAAGGAUGAUCGCGGAGACAAUUUUACGUCUGAAGGAAUGUUGGAUCUAGAUUGACGAAGCGCGGCGGUAGAUAAGAUGGACUCUUACUUCUGGAAUUACUCGUUUUUUGUCGUCGCCACGCUUCUACGAUUCGCCUGGCAAAGUAUUCGUGCGUUGCUUCGAUCCUGUUCGGUGCGUACAGAGAAAAAUGGAAGGUAACACGUGAAUAAAAAAUAAUUUAAUUAUGCAACGAGAAAGAAGGUGCAUCUUGGUAAUUUUUUAUAGUUUUCCGUUCUACAAAAGAUUGCACUGACCUAAAUAUGAUAGAUCGAAUUUUUAUUUACGCAUUUUUACUUGCAAAUUUUUGUUGCUAAACAAUGGGUGGUACCAUGUGAAAAUUGUGCUAAUAUUUUUGAGAGUACGCAACGAUUGAUUUGCCGCCAACAUGGCUGAAUAAAAUAUCUUUUAAAGAAAAUUGAGAAUAUAUAUUUUUCAAUAAAUUGUAAUAAGUAUCUCUCUUAUAAAAUAUGUUUGUAAAUUGAAAUAUUCAAUAUUUCAGAUAUUUAAUUUCAUUAAUCCUUAUAUACGAAUAAUUCUUAAAUUACGCUAUAUUGUUACUUUCGAGUUUUCUAUACUAAUUUACGUAAUAUGAUUGUAUAAAUCUGUCCAGUAUUUUAUAUUCAGAUAUUUGAAUGUUGAAGAAUAAAGUAUAAAUAAAAGUC